AUGUCCGGGAUUCUAACUAAAGUCUCUGUCCCUCAAGAUCUACCUGGAGAGUUGCCUCCACCAUAUAGCGGACACGGUUCUUCCUCGAGCUCUGCCUCACGGAUUGGAGACCACUGUGCCAAUGAUCCUCCACUUGAUCCAUCCGUGAAAUCCUCGGGAGAAAUCGUGAAGCUUGCUGAGACAGAUAUUUAUAUCUCAAAGCCUUCUGAUCUCGAAAGUCAAGGAACAUGCCUUCUUCUACUCCUUACCAACGGUGUAGGAGUAAACUCAGUUGCCAAUCAACUUCAAGCAGACCAUUUUGCGAGAGAAGGAUACUUCGUAGCCAUGCCAGAUUUAUUUGAAGGUGAUCCCGCACCAAACGCCACCACCGUAACCUCACACGUCGAGUCUCAAGAACUCCUUGAACAAAUCAAAUUCAAAGCUGCAGAAGGGAUAAAGGGCUUUAUGAUUGAUAUGUGGCUUGCUCGGCAUACCCCAGAGAAGACAAUGCCAAUCAUCGAGAAAGUCCUAGCUGCUGUCAAAGAGGAAUAUGGAGACAAAAACUAUACUGUUUCAUUAGGGACAUAUGCCGUAGGAUACUGUUUUGGUGGCAAAUACGCUUUGAGAUUGGCGGCAACAGACUUGAUCAUUGCGGGGGCUGUUGCGCAUGGAACUUUGGUGAGUAAAGAAGAUAUCAUAAGCAUCAGGAAGCCGAUCUCAUUUGCAUGCGUUGAAAAUGACAAUUUCUUUCCGGAUGAUCUCCGCGAGGAAGGGCUAAGAUACCUCCAAGAAAACAACAUCGAACAUGAAAUGCGUGUAUAUGAGGGUGUUCCACAUGGGUUUGGAGUUUACGGAAGCUACUCCGAGGAACAUAUUAAAGCUGCACAGAAACAAGUGUUUCAACAGUUUCUUGAUUUCAUGAGCAAACAUUAA
Molecule: messenger RNA, 912 nt
Organism: Morchella sextelata
Lineage: Eukaryota; Fungi; Ascomycota; Pezizomycetes; Pezizales; Morchellaceae
Exons: 10
Coding region: 1-912 (303 amino acids)
Molecular function (GO): hydrolase activity
Source: RefSeq, a predicted model, not a curated record